Betta splendens (Siamese fighting fish) is the source of this 2074-nucleotide messenger RNA. It is a transcript of the gene ywhae1, whose product is annotated as tyrosine 3-monooxygenase/tryptophan 5-monooxygenase activation protein, epsilon polypeptide 1. Bases 166 to 888 code for a protein of 240 amino acids. Gene Ontology annotation, cellular component: cytoplasm. The record is from RefSeq and is a predicted model, not a curated record. The transcript has 7 exons. NCBI's taxonomy places the organism in Eukaryota, Metazoa, Chordata, Actinopteri, Anabantiformes, Osphronemidae. Gene Ontology annotation, biological process: signal transduction.
CCGCCAUCUUUACGCCAUCCCAGCGCAGCCGGUGGGGCGGAACAGCACUCGUCGACUCAGUUGGUUUCCAGGAACCACCGACAAACUUGGCACACCGUCGCGUUAUUUCCACUAAAUAUUUGUCAGUUUAUUUAGUGCGCUAUUCUACCUGGACCUCGAUCUACAAUGGGAGAGCGAGAAGACCUAGUUUAUCAUGCAAAGCUUGCCGAGCAGGCAGAGCGAUAUGACGAGAUGGUGGUGUCAAUGAAGAAAAUGGCAAGCAUGAACGUAGAGCUCACAGUGGAGGAGAGAAACCUACUAUCAGUGGCCUACAAAAAUGUGAUUGGAGCUCGGAGAGCCUCCUGGAGGAUAAUCAGCAGUAUCGAACAGAGGGAAGAGAACAAGGGUGGAGAGGAUAAACUGAUGAUGAUUCGGGAAUACAGGCAAAUGGUUGAGAAGGAGCUGAAAUCAAUCUGUGGUGACAUUCUGGAUGCACUGGAAAGGCACCUACUCCCCUCUGCUGUGAUGGGGGAGUCUAAGGUCUUCUACAACAAAAUGAAGGGUGACUACCACAGGUACUUGGCAGAGUUUGCCACCGGCAACGACAGAAAGGAGGCAGCAGAAAACAGCCUGGUGGCCUACAAAACUGCUACCGAUCUAGCCAUGACAGAGCUGCCUCCCACACACCCUAUCCGCCUCGGUCUUGCCCUCAACUUCUCCGUCUUCUAUUACGAGAUCCUCAACUCGCCUGACCGCGCUUGCAGGUUGGCGAAGGCUGCCUUUGAUGACGCCAUCGCAGAACUGGACACACUAAGUGAAGAAAGCUACAAGGACUCCACACUUAUCAUGCAGUUGUUACGCGACAACCUGACACUAUGGACUUCAGAUAUGCAGGGAGACGAAUCCUAAAGGAAACAAACCUGACUGUUCAUUUCCCAUGUUAACUGUACUUUAUGUGCAACAAAAAGAAGCACUGCAAGAUGUUGAGGAUGAGACCCAGUGAGACCACGUCACAAACAGCCAAUAACUUGAGACCCUCCCUUCACCUCCUCACACUCCUCAUUCCUCCACCUUCCUCCUUCCCCACCCCGAUCAUUUUCCCUUCCUGCAAGUCACCACCUCCUUUUCCUUUCUUCCACCUUCGCAGCUCUGUGACCCAGCAGGGCCACAGACUUUACAGCAACUUUAUUUUUCUCUUCUUUUUUAUUUUUAUAUUAGCCCUUACACCAUUCAAGUAAACACCACUUAAUUGAGACAGGAAAUACAAUGUUAGAAAGAGAGAGAGUCCCUGGAUUAAUUUUUUUUUCUUGUCCUGGUACAAACAGAUCUGAAACAUUAUCUUGUUUUCUUUUGUUGUAUUUUUGUUUUUCUUUUUUUUUCCUCAAUAUUUUUAUCAGUUGCUGGAUGUAUUGAGAAUUUUUUCUUAAUGUAAUUACAGAAAUUAACUUUUAUUACUGAUAAUGUUGACUAUUAGUUAUGGGAGCUAUUUUAUCUGUUUUUAGUGUUAUGUCAUGCAAAUCAUUUACCUUUUUAUGGGCAAUUUGAAAAACUAAAAGUGCCCUUGUUAACUUUAGGUUUUCAGAGGAAGUUGGCGAAAUUCGUGAUAUCCACGUGGAGCAAAGACGUGCUAAACUUUUACAUCAUAGUGAUUCUGUUGUCAGGUGUCUAUGUAGUUGUUCUUGGACUGUAUUUUGUGCUCAUAUACUGUAACUGUUUUCACAUGAAUCUCUGGAGGGGGAUGAUAGGUAGCUGGUGGUUUUAAUUUAACAAAAAAGGUAAAAAAAAUACUUGGAAGGUUUCUUGUGUAAAAGAUGAGACUAAAUUUGGACCCGCUCCUCAACAGAGACUCAAGUUGUGUUUGCAUGAGUUAACACGUUUUCUUUUCCCUUACUUCUUAGCAAAGCUCUAGUGUUAGAAGUUUUCUUCUUUCAGUUUUGUUUCUCUGCUCUUUUUCUUUUCCACUUCAUUAUGUGUAAUUUGGAGCUGAUUUGUACUACUGGAUAUCUGACUGGAGCCACAGACAGGGAAUCUGUAUUGUUCUUACUGAUACACAGCAUGGAAUUAACAUUAAACAACCUAAAUUAAACAUUACAAA